Homarus americanus (American lobster) is the source of this 690-nucleotide messenger RNA. Its product is annotated as proline-rich receptor-like protein kinase PERK1. Bases 1 to 690 code for a protein of 229 amino acids. The record is from RefSeq and is a predicted model, not a curated record. The transcript has a single exon. NCBI's taxonomy places the organism in Eukaryota, Metazoa, Arthropoda, Malacostraca, Decapoda, Nephropidae.
AUGACCCUUGUAAAUACCCACGAACCUUUGCGCUACCGCUCACAGGAUGAGUGGGGUGCAUUAAAAGCGCGUAAGCGGCAAAAUCCGCAAUCAACCAGCCAACCAAACUCCCUCCACGACCCUCCAGCCCAAACCCCCUCCACGACCCCCAACCAACCAAACCCCCCACGACCCUCAGCCAACCAAAACUCCCUCCACGACCCUCCAGCCAACCACUCCCUCCACGACCCUCCAGCCAACCAAACUCCACGACCCUACCAGCCAAACACACCUCACGACCCUCCAGCCAGCAAACUCCCUCACGACCUCCAGCCAACCAAACCUCCCUCCGGCCCCCAACUAGCCAAACUCCCUCCCGACCUCCCAGCCAACCAGACUCCCUCAGCCCUCCUUAGCCAACUCCUCCGACCCUCCAAUAGCCAGACUCCUCGGCCCUCCAAUAGCCAAACUCCUUCCACGGCCCCUCCAGCCCAGCCACUCCUCCCGACCCCCAGCCCGCCAACUCCCUCGACCCUCCAGCCCAACCCAAACUCCCUCGACCCUCCAACAGCCAAACUCCCUCCACGACCCUCCAGCCAACCAAACUCCCUCCGACCCCCAGCCAGCCAAACUCCCUCCACGACCUCCAACCAGCCCGGCUCCCUCACGACCUCCAGCCAGCCCAAACUCCCUCCACGACCCCUCCAAUAG